GGGCUUCUCCGGAGUCCCCGCCCCUCAUAGCUCUUAGCGUUGUUAGGGGACGGUAGGAAGAUGGCGGCGGCCCCGCUGUACUGUGUCUGCCGGCAGCCCUACGAUGUAAACCGGUUUAUGAUCGAGUGUGAUAUCUGUAAGGACUGGUUUCACGGCAGCUGUGUACAAGUAGAGGAACAUCAUGCUGUUGACAUUGAUCUUUAUCACUGUCCAAACUGUGAUGUCAUACAUGGACCCUCCUUAAUGAAAAAACGUAAUAACUGGCAUCGGCAUGAUUAUACUGAAGCUGAUGAUGGCACAAAACCAGUACAAGCUGGUACUUCAGUGUUCAUCAGGGAUCUUCAAGAACGACAAUUUCCAAGUGCUGAAGAAGUAAUUAUCAAGAUGCAGGGAAACCAAGUUACACAGCAAUAUCUUGAGAAGCAAGGGUUCGCGUAUCCCAUCAUGGUGUCUAAGAUGGAUGGUCUUGGUCUGAAGUUGCCUUCCUCUUCUUUUUCUGUGAGAGAUGUGGAACACUAUGUUGGUGGUGAUAAAGUGAUUGAUGUCAUUGAUGUGGCCAGGCAAGCUGACAGCAAAAUGAAACUUCAUGACUUUGUUGAGUAUUAUUAUAGCUCAAAUCGGCCAAAAGUGUUAAAUGUCAUCAGCCUUGAAUUCUCGGACACCAGGAUGUCAGACUCGGUGGUUAUUCCUGAUAUUGCACAGAAGAUGUCCUGGGUAGAGAAUUAUUGGCCUGAUGACUCUGUCUUCCCUAAACCUUUUGUUCAGAAAUACUGCCUAAUGGGAGUGAAGGAUAGUUAUACUGACUUCCACAUUGACUUUGGGGGAACGUCUGUUUGGUACCAUGUACUAUGGGGUGAAAAGAUUUUUUACUUGAUAGAGCCAACCCAGGCAAACCUUGCACUAUAUGAGGCAUGGAGCUCAUCCCCGAAUCAAAGUGAAGUGUUUUUUGGGGAUAAGGUGGAUAAAUGUUACAAAUGUGUUGUGCGGCAGGGAACAACUCUUCUCAUUCCUACAGGAUGGAUACAUGCUGUUCUAACGUCUCAGGAUUGCAUGGCGUUUGGGGGUAAUUUUCUACAUAACCUUAAUAUAAGCAUGCAGCUCAGGUGUUAUGAGAUGGAGAGGAGACUAAAAACUCCAGAUCUAUUUAAAUUUCCUUACUUUGAGGCUAUCUGUUGGUAUGUUGCCAAAAAUUUGCUGGAAACCCUAAAAGAACUAAGAGAAGAUAAUUGCCAACCACCAGCCUAUUUGAUAGAGGGAUUAAAAGCUUUAACUACUGCACUGAAAUCGUGGCUAAAGAGAGAGAUAAAUGAACCUUACAGUGAAGUUCCAGACCAUAUCAGGCCUGGCCAUCUCAUCAAGGAGCUCACUAAAGAAAUCCGAUAUCAGGAGGAGGAUCACAAUGGAAACAAAGCAAUUAAAUCUCAGGGUACAGUUACACGGUCAACACUGGAGAGAGGUUCUACUUCUCAUGCCCGACGAAAUGCUCGGCGGCUCAGAGACCAUGGAACUAAAACGCCUUCAAACCUUGAUAUUUUGGAGUUGCACACACGUGAGGUGCUACGGAGGUUGGAGAUGGCCUCAUGGGAUGAGGACAUCUUGUACAAUUCAAGUAUAAAUGGCAAAUUUAACAAGAUCUUCCAGGCUUCUGCAGCAGCUUCUGAAAGAAAAAAACAUGACAAUAAUAUUCGUUUGGUUCUCUCCAAUGGAAAAAUUGUUAAAGAUGAGCGACAUCAGGUAGCAAACAAAAGCCUGUUUACUGCUGACCGCAUGCCUGUGGAUGUCAAGGAGAAGACGGAAGAGGUGCUGAAGAUUAAAGAUGAAGAGGAAGAUUUGGAAAUAGAGCUGGAGAAGAGGAAGAGUAAAACAAAAGAAAAACGAAAACCAUUGAACAUGUUUUUUGAAAGUGUUAAAUCAGAACUCAGGAAUGGAGUAUCAGGACACUCUGACUUGUCAGAUUCGGAAGUAGAAUCCGAAGAUAAUUUCUUGCCUCAGCGGAAACAUUCUUCUGAAGAAGACACCAACAGUUCGUCAGAGGAAGCUGAUGAGGAGGAAGUGUCCUCCAACAGGAAAAUCAAAAAGGAUCCAGGAGAUGAUAUGGAUCUGUACCAGGCUAUUCAGAAACACGAAGACCAAGAUAAUCCACUGAAAAGAGAACGUCCUACCUCGCAAAGUAUGGAAGAAGAAGCUAUUCAGGGCAUGCUGUCUAUGGCAGGAUUGCUUUACCCCAAUGGUGCACCUAGCCAAAAAGAAGUGAUCAGGGACGCAUCUGGUGCUCAUAGAAAAAAAGAAUUUGGGGACGAAAGCCAAGACAGAUCUUUAGGGCCUCAUUUGCCUAAUGCAGCUGUUCGGCUGACCUACCAGGAUGAAAUAGAAGUUCGGAAACACAUUAGGAAAGAUUGCACUGCAGAACUGAGCCAGAGAAUCCAGGAAAACAAAAACUUCAUGGACAGUCAGAGCAGCAGUAAUAGCAACAGCAGUGACUGUUGGGCCAAUGACAGGUACUCGGUGAGCACGUUCUCCAACUCCUCCAGCCCUCUAGGAGACGACGGGGUACAAAUCCCAGAGUUCCAGUACAGUGAAUCGUCUCUGUCGCCUCCACUGCACCCGUCAAAGAGGCCAGCCUCAAAUCCCCCACCCGUCAGUAAUCAAGCUACAAAGGGGAAGCGUCCAAAAAAAGGAAUGGCAACUGCAAAGCAAAGACUGGGAAAGAUCCUGAAAUUAAAUCGGCAUAGCCGCUUUUUUGUCUAGGAGCACUGGCAAAAUGAACUGGAAGAGAAAUGCUUGUGUUUCUAGUUUUUCUGCCCUGUGAUUGAGAGACACGCAUGUACUGUAGAAUCACUGCCUGAGCAACACAAGUAAUCCCCCCCCUUUACACUACAGGUCCACUUUGCAGGAGGACCACAUAGAUUGGAAGAGUUGACUAUGGACACGUUAAAAGAAUAAAAAAGACCCUUAUUACAAAAUUGACCUAAAGUAAGAUCAGAAGCUUCAAAUGCCAGAACAAGUCAUUGUUUAAAAUAUGGAACACAGUGAAUCUGCUCUCAGCCAUUUGGUUUUUUUUUUGUUAAGGACGCAAUCUGUUUUGCUCGGUAGGCUAUGCAGGCAUAGGCUGAUUUGUUGUAACGACUUCCUUCCCUUGGAACCUGCUGUGAUGAGAUCUGUUUUUUUUUUUUUUUUUUUUUUUUUUUUUUUUGUCACAACUGCAAAAAACAAAAACAAAACAACAAAAGCAGCUGUCCUGACCUGCUGGCUACUGUACAGAGACAUGGAGCAGCUUAUCCAAAGCUCCUUUGUACAUUUCUGGAUUGCUUCCCAGUGGAGUUCAGUAGUGGCGGUGCUGAGUGUUCUGUGGCCAUGAGGGUGCAGCUUGUGCUGAAGGUGCUUUUUCUUCCUCAAUCCCCUCGCCCCCCUCCUGCUUAUUGAGCAUUCAUGCCAGCAAUAAGAGAAAAGAAAAAGGAAAAAAAUGAAGACGUGCCUUGAAGGGCACAGCACUCCCAGACUGCAGAACUCCAAGCUUUGGGUUUCCAGUAUUCCUUUGGCUUUCUUGAAGAUAAAAUUACUCUUUGGUUUUUCUUGGGGUCUUGUGGAAUGUGGAAGCCAUACUUCCUUAAAUGAUCAUAUUUAAGUUGUGCACUAGAAUCUGUGGAAAAGUUACAAAUAGAAAACUUUUGAAUUUUGCUUCCCAGUUGCUUAAUGGCUUUAUAAUUCACUGCAGGUAAAUUCUGGAUUAUCAGGCCCGUUUCUGCAUAGGAAGCUGUGUGACUUGCACAGCCGAUGUUCAUAGGAAUUGGGCAAAACGAGCCCACUGAGCUCCUGGAGGGCCGAGUCCAGAGGACACCGCACUGUAGCACUGACGUGUUCAUGCAGGAUUCCCUUUUUAUAUCCCAAAAUGUACUUCUGGGAGUGCUGCUGUUGGGCAACUGUAGAUUAGUUUAAACAAAAAAAUAAACAUACAGUUAAAGGUUUACUUAAAUUGUUAGUGCAGGUUUUAUAGGGUGAAUUAAAGGGAAAAUAUUUCCAGCUAAUUUAUUUCAGUCCUAAUUUUGAGGGUUGUUUUUCUGUUUUCUUGGCUUUGAAUUGACUAUUUAUUGAUGAGGUGAAAACUUAUUUAAUGUGAAGGCUUUUUAAUUUUUUAAAAUUUGCAUUGUUGAAACCUUGUUAAAAUUUUUGCGGGAGCUUCUUCUUUUAUAGAAAUCUAUAUAUCAGAUCUGUAAAAAUGUUUUCAGCUGCUUUACAGAAGUGAUUCUUUAUUUUUGUUUGUUUGUUUCCCGUUUCUUUGGUGGCAUUACAAAUAUUAGUAACGGUCCGUAUGUCUACUUGUGCUUUCUUGGACAUAACGGCAAGACUGUGCUUUUUGUCCACACCAGAGUAUUCAACUUCAAGGCAUCUCUUCCCUGACUCCAGUAGUGACAAAGGGACAGCUGAGUGACACUUGGACUUUUGAUAUGAUGGCUGCCUGGUAUGCUUGCCGCUCCGAGGUAUUUGAUGUUACUGUUUGUCCAAAGCUCACUGAAAGCAAAAAUGUGCUCGCUCUUUUAGUUUACUGGUCUUGCCUUUGCAGGAUUGCCUCAUGUAUGUUCACAGCCUCCUGCUGUCCUUCCAAAGGUGACGUCACGUUGGUGUUGGCUCCCUCAGUGAGGGGCUCGCACAUACAAGUCCACAGUAGCUUGGCUGUCAUUUUCUUUACUUGCUUUCAGUUUACCUCAGGUCUCCACACCUCACAUGCAGAAAGCUUUUUGUGAAGCAGUAUUUUUUUUUUAAUAUAGAUGUACACAAGCAAAUAAUAAUAAGCUGAAACAGUCAUGGUGAGGAAAAUUCAAGUAUUGAUGAGAAAACAAAAGCAGUUGUGUUGAUUUGUACUUGUGCCAAGAGCUCAGCAGUGACAGGUGGAGGUCAGCGCUAGUGAGGUGACCUGCCACAGAAUGUCACCAACUGCUCUCACGAGGUCAAAACUGGUGAGGUGAAAUGGGUGAAAAGACGGGGACAUUGCUUUGUUCCUUACUUCAGGUGGUCUUGAUGUGGGCAGCAAAGAGUUUGAUUUGUAAAUACACAUGGCCCUUUAAGAAGUUCCUCACAGACACGAGACACCAAAAAUCAGAAUACAGUCUAAUCCUUGAAACUGUCCCCUCACCCAGUCUUCCCAGUCUGCUCGGUAACCCUUCCAUUCCCAGCUGCCUUGAUGGAUUUCUUGAAAUGAAUUCCCCGUGUCCAGUCCAUGUCACUUGAAUUUCAAAAUGCUUUGACCAAUACCUCCUGACACAUUUGCACAGUUUAUCUCCAGAAGGAUUGGGAAGAAUCUGAUUUCAUGAGAUGACUCUCACAGACCUCCCUUUUGAGCUCCCCACAUUUCUGACUCUGCAGUAAUAGACCCACAAGUCCCACUAACAGUCAUGUUAAAAUGUCUGAGGUGUGUGUGUAGUAACCGUCCUGCAUGUCUCGUGUCGUGCAGUGGGAACACACACAUGCUGCCUAUACAAUAGUUAUCUCUGUAGAAAUUGCAAAUCCAAUAUUUUUUUUUUCACAAAGGGCUCUUUUCUUUAGGAAAUGCUUUGUGGUCCUAUUUUUACAGUUAAGUGUAGGAUGCAACCUGAAAUCUUUAUUUGUAGUGUUUAGGUUUCCCGUUUUCCUUUUCCAUUGCCAAACUUUAAACAUUCAGCAGAUUACAUUACAUGGAAGUGAGUGCUCAGUUGUGACAUUUGCAGGACCCUGAUGACAGUUUUCCAGAUAAUUUCCCUUGGCUCAUCUCUUAAGGAUUUAUUAAUUUGUAUACAAUGCCAGAAAUUUCCAUACAGUCUGUUGUGCAAAAGAGGCCAAAACCAUGACCAUUUAGAAUUAUUCCUCCAUGCCAUUGUCCCAUUUCAACUAACUGAUCAACCCAUGUAUUGCUUUGCUACUUUGUGAACAGCCCAGCUCUCUCAACACACAUUAACAAAUAUACAUAAAUGGAAGAGUGCAGAUGGCAGGGAGGUUGAUCCACAUCACUUGCUAUCAGCAUUGUUAGUUUAUACAUUAGAAUAAUCUGGCCAAAAACAAGCCAUUCAGCCCAACAAAGCCCACCAUUCCUAUCUACUUACUUCUUUUAAAAUACCAUCAAGUCUAGUUGUUAGUUCUUAAUGCUGCAGCCAUCACUACUGUACAUAGUGAUCCAUGGGUCCGCUCUGCACCAGCUUCAUCAGAGAGUGACUGCUGUUUAAUUCCGGAUUCUUGCCCAGUGUUCAUUUUUGCCAUGUAGAGGUUUCACUGACUGACGUUUUGUGAGCAUGUCAGUUGUGUCACAGUGGCUUACCUUCCUGGUAAGACGUAGUGCUGCUGACUGUAACCAAAGCCUUUUGAAUCAGUUUAAUGAUGACCAGCUUCCAACCGCCAUUGUUUUUAAUGCCUUACCCAUCCCAUGAACAAAAAAGUAAAUCGAGCUUUACUAUCGGGAAGAUUUGGUAAAAGCUUUGUCAAUUUAUCUUUUAAAGUGACCGAUUUUUGGGUGUGACGAAGCUCGAGUUGCAUGCUUGUCACCCUUUGAUCGUAGCUUUACCGCUCAGUUAAAGCUUUUAAAUCCCACCUGUGAUUACUGUGUUUAACCUGAGAAACAAAGUGUCUUGCCAGCUUGGUCUCUCUGGCUUUGAAUAUGCCUUUAGUUCACUAACACUAAUAUUAUAAGCACCCCCAUUGCAAGUAAUUCACCUUUGACACGUUUCACAAAUUGUUGAGGAAAAAAAAAAAAAAAAUCACAUCAGAUAUGGCCUGCAGGCAGGGUAUGUAUUAUGCAGUAGUGUGAAUUGUACAGUAUUUAUUUGGCCUUUUCCUUUAUUCUCUUUACACUUUUCCAUGACUGAUAAAUAAAUCAGUUUGCUUUUUGUGUUGAAUAUUGAUGGUAACGAUGUAUCCUACUUUUGGAAUGAAAAAUAUGAAUGGUUUUCUAAAACUAGUUUGUUGUUCGAAAGGGUAUUUUGAUAUCUUAUUUCAGAAAAAUUGAUGUUUUAGAUCUUGUGAAUUUGUUACUCAUUGCAAUGCAGCUGAUUUUUUUCUGUACUUGAAAAUGCCAUGUAAAUAUUAAAAUAUUUCUUAGAUUUAAAGG
Erpetoichthys calabaricus (reedfish) is the source of this 7072-nucleotide messenger RNA. RefSeq names its product lysine-specific demethylase 7B-like. NCBI's taxonomy places the organism in Eukaryota, Metazoa, Chordata, Cladistia, Polypteriformes, Polypteridae. The record is from RefSeq and is a predicted model, not a curated record. Gene Ontology annotation, biological process: regulation of transcription by RNA polymerase II; protein demethylation. Gene Ontology annotation, molecular function: histone demethylase activity; transcription coregulator activity.